Chinchilla lanigera (long-tailed chinchilla) is the source of this 3575-nucleotide messenger RNA. It is a transcript of the gene Mgll, whose product is annotated as monoglyceride lipase. The coding region runs from base 665 to 1606 and encodes 313 amino acids. Gene Ontology annotation, molecular function: lipase activity. Gene Ontology annotation, cellular component: membrane. The transcript is spliced from 8 exons. NCBI's taxonomy places the organism in Eukaryota, Metazoa, Chordata, Mammalia, Rodentia, Chinchillidae. The record is from RefSeq and is a predicted model, not a curated record.
UGGGGGCAGCAUCCGGGGUCCCCGGCGCGCUCGGCGUGGGCUCCGCGCCCCCCGCGUGCGUGUGCAUGCGCGAGUGUCGGGGUGCGCGUGUGUGUGAGCGCCCCCUGCGGCUCCCUCGCGCCAGCCUUGGCCAACUUGUCCCCGCCAACUCCGUGUUCCCCACCCGGGUGCGCCGACCCCGGGCGGCGAAGUCCCCAUUCCCCUGGCGUUCCGAGGACAGCAGCGGGCCCUGUGCCCUGUGCAGUCGGAGGCGCGCGAGCCGCAAAGUUUGUCCCGAGCCCCACGGGGACACGGCCUGGGGGACCCGCGCUCGCACCGCGAGGCGCCCCGGGGUGCGCGGAGCCCGACCCGGCUUCCCGGCCGUGGGUGCCCGCCCGCGCCCCGCCUCCUGGCUCCCCGGCGAUUUGUUUGGGGAAAGUGAUGACAGGAACUAGUGGCGGGGAGUCGGCGCCCGGUGUCCGCCCGGGCAGGGAGGGGAGUCCGCGGGGCUGUCUGUGAGCGCGGCAUCUACCCGAGCCCCAAAGCCAGGAUCUGGGGCGCCAAGCACCGGGCGGGGCGCAGGGCGCGGGAGCCGCUGUGACCGCCGCGAUGAGGAAGCAGCCCUUAUUUGCCUGGCUGUGAUCCUCGAGGCUUGGCGGUUGUGGAAUGCAAAAGCCAGGACGUAAUGGAAGCAGGACUUGAAGACCCUUCCAGGAUGCCUGAGGAGGGUUCUCCAAAGCGGACCCGGCAGAACAAUCCAGAGCCAGACUUCCCUCACCUGGUCAACGUGGACGGGCAGUGCCUCUACUGCCGGUACUGGAAGCCCAGCGGGACUCCCAAGGCCCUGGUCUUCAUGUCACAUGGCGCUGGGGAGCACUGUGGCCGCUAUGAUGACCUGGCUCAGAUGCUGGUGGGGCUGGACCUGUUGGUGUUUUCCCACGACCACGUUGGCCAUGGCCGGAGCGACGGGGAGCGGCUGGUGGUGUAUGACUUCCAGGUCUACGUCAGGGACGUGCUGCAUCACGUGGACACCGUGCAGAAGGACUACCCCGGCCUGCCUGUCUUCCUGCUGGGCCACUCCAUGGGCGGAGCCAUCAGCAUCCUUGCGGCUGCAGAGAGACCCAACCACUUCGCCGGCAUGGCCCUCAUUUCGCCUCUCGUCCUCCCCAGUCCGGAAUCUGCAACCACUUUCAAGAUCUUUGCCGCAAAAGUGCUCAACCUGAUCAUGCCCAACCUGUCCCUGGGAGCCAUUGACCCCAGCCUCCUCUCUCGGAACAAGGAGGAGGUCGAGAGUUAUAGCACGGACCCGCUCGUCUACCAUGGAGGGCUGAAAGUGUCCUUCGGCAUCCAGCUGCUGAACGCCGUGGCGCGGGUGGAGCGGGGGAUGCACAAGCUGACCCUGCCCUUCCUGCUGCUUCAGGGCUCAGACGACCACCUGUGUGACAGCAAAGGGGCCUACCUCCUCAUGGAUGGGGCCAAGAGCCAGGACAAGACACUCAAGGUCUACGAAGGCGCCUACCACAUACUUCACAAGGAGCUGCCCGACGUGACCAGCUCCGUCUUCCAUGAGAUAAACAUGUGGUUCUCUCAAAGGACGCGCGAGGCGGGAGGCAGAUGUCCGCCCUGAGCCAGGGGCUCGGCGCCCCCACGCCUGGGGCCCGGGAGGUGGGCAGAGGAGGGCGGAGCCAAGCAGGAAAUCAGGAACCAGAGGAAUCCCUAACACAAUCUACUUUAAACAAAAAAAGAGACAUCCUUGUCAUGUGUAACGCUAGCAGCCACUGGAUCUGCCCUAGGGGUGGACACUUCGACACUUUAUGGAGGACAGAGAGGAGGGGGAGAGGGCGGAGAGAGACAAACACUUCUCCAUGGCGGGACCGCGGUGCAGUGGCCUUUAGAGUGCACACACGCCUCAGCCCACCUCUCCAGCCACACAGGUGCCCCGGGCCCUGUGCCCGGGAUGCCAGCCUGCAAUAAUUGGAGGAGCCCCUGCCUGCCCCACCGCACCCCCUCCCAGCGCCCCUUUGGCCGGAGGUAACCCCUGCAGGUGGUGAGGUGACCUGUGUCUCCACCGAGGUUGCCCAUCGCCCGGUCAGCCCCAGUGCGGCCGUGGCCAAGGCCGCGGGGGGCACUUGCCUAUAGGCGAGCGCUGCACAGGGACCCCUCCCUCCACCCCAGCGCCGGGCCUGUCCACGGGUGGCCUUGGCUGGGCUGCUACUUCCUGGUGCUGUGAGAUGAUAGGGGAUGAGGAGGAACUGACACCCGUGAGUGACCCACCAGGCCUGGGUGCUCGGCAGACAGGGGUCAGGGCAGCUGGGAGGGCCCCGGAGCUAAGCCGCACCCCAGGGAGGGUGGAGGACCCUAGUCCGCCCGGCCUUCCCUGCCCUUGAGUGGCCAGCGUCUCCUGGAGUCACAGUGCUGGCCCCACAGCUACCUCUGGUGGCAGCAGGAGGGAACCGGCCACCCAGUCGGGGCAGAGGCCAGCGAGCCACCCUUCUGGGACAAGGCCUGAGCCCACUACCCUCUCAGGUGCCAACCCAGCCUGGCCCUGCCCUGGCCUCACUAGCGCCAGCAAUAAAAGGGGACCCGGCCCACUUGCCCCAGGGGCGCCCUCACCUCAGGAGUCCCCUGUGAGGCUGCCGGGACUCACAGGGCUGGUCCCCGUGCCUGGGGUCCAGAGCAGGCCACCCUGCUGCAGGCAGUGACGGUCAGCUGCCCGGGCUUUGGGUGUGCCCCGCCCUGGGGUCAUCCAUUCCACGAACCCCGGCUGCCCGCGGCCUAGUGACAGUUUCUGCCGUCUGUAACCUGCCAGGCGCCCUGGGCUCCGGUCUGUGGCUCACCCAGAACUCACUGUCUCCAGGCCCGGGCACUGUGUCCUCUCCCGGAGGCAUGUGACGGCAGUGUUCUUCCCAAGGGACGUGGCCGCGUGACUCGACCACGGUCCCCUAACAUGGUCAGCUCUUAGGUGACUGGCUAGAGCGUCAUUCCUGAGACGGGGGUGUGAAACUAGGCCUGUCCUGCAAAGUCCGGAAGAGCGGACAGAGGAUGUGGACGCACCGCACCCGUGGCUGACUCGGCACCACCUGGCGUCCCCUACUCCAGAGCCCAGAGUCCCACCUUUGUCCUCGGGAGGCUGGGUGGCUGUGACAUUCGGCCCGGCCAAGCCAGGCCACUGCGGGGAGUGAGAGGCCGGGUGACCAGGCAGAGGGGGCGGAGGCGAGAGGGGCAGCGGGGCUCCCUCCGCGCAGCGCAGGGAUUAGGUGAGUCUCUUUGGAUACGGGUUCUGGCUCUGACAAUCGUUUUAGAAGAAGAGGCCUCCUGCAGGUCGUGGGGGUCACAGCCCUCAGGUCCCAGGGACUCGGCACCACAGGCUCCAGGUUACGCCGCAUCCGGCUAGCUCACGCGUCUUCUUUCUCUUGCCCGUUGCUAACAAGAACCUACUACGAUCAAAAAGAUUUUCCAAGCAAUUCACCAAUCUUAUUAUCACCACGGCUCGGCACGUAUACUGUUUGUGGGAAAUGCGUGUAUCAGCUUAGAACUAUUAAAGGAGUCAGUGUAUGCCACAGCUAAUCUUAAUAAACCAGAUGUUUUUGGUGUGC